CUGAGAGAGAGAGAGAGAGAGAGUCUGAUGGAUCGGAAGCUCCGUAGUUCGAUCUCCCGCUCGCCGGAGGAGUUCCUCUCCCUCGCCGUAAAUCUCCAUACCAAGCCGGAGAAAUCUACCCUCAGGACCCUAAUCUUUAGCCUCACUUCCAGUUCUGCUUGCGUGGCCUCUCUCCCCGCCGCUCUCUUUGCUGCCAUCCAGCGGUCCAUCGAUGCUUCGCAGGAAACUGGAGAACAGCCGCUCGAUAUGGACCCCCCAACCCCUUCUCCUCCGACCGCAAAGCGGCUACGUCGAUCCUCCCGGAGUCGCUCGCGGAGCCGCACGUCGGCCUACAGCAACAACUCGGAGAGCGAGAAUCCUCUACACAGCUUGCAAAUAUGUGCUUCAAUAAUCCGAUUCUGUGUUAGUCAUCCAAAUAGAAUCUUCUCGCUGGACGAUCUAUUGCCUUGCGUUCAGGCCCUGCACGAUCAUCUUGUCCUCUUCGAGUCUGAUUCUGCCCUGCAGGUCACGAUUGCUUCAUUAUGUGAGGAAUGGUGGAAAUUAGGGCUUCCUGGCAAGGAAACUCUCAUUUCCCAAUCGCUUCCAUUUCUUCUCGCGACAUCCUUGUGUGCCGGAAGGAAGUCAGCAGUGCGGCGGGUGUACUUGCUCAGGGACGCCUUUACUCUCUUUGAUUUUUUGGACGACAGUAUUGAGGAUCUGAAGAUUCUGCUUCUCAGGUGUGUCAUUACACCUAUUUAUCUAAGGACUGAAGAGGGCAAGAAGUUCUUGUCCUUUUUGUUUGGUUUGAACGUACAAUUAGUGAAGGAGGUCUUGGCGAUGAUACGUUCGCAGAUCCCAUUUGGGCGGAAAUCGGUCCUCGAAUCAUUGUCAGAGGUGGUAUUUUGGGGGUGGAAGGCCGUGGAAGGUCAGGCAAAGGAUGAGGUUGAGAAUGGUUUUCUUCAGGCUUUGAUCGAGGCCGCUGUCCAUGCAUCUUCUAAAACUUUUGCCUCAUCGAUAAGGAGGCUUUUGGGAGGGUUUAUCAGCCAAAGAAUGAUGGUUGGGGUUGAGAAACUUCUCUUUCGCCUGUCGGAGCCCAUAUUGUUUCGUUCACUUCAGGCUGCAAACUCAAAUGUUCGUCAAAAUGCACUUAUUUUGCUUGUGGAGUUGUUUCCUCUUGAAGAUCCAGACGCUACUAAAGAAGUCAAAGAUAAUUUACUGAACAGGCAAUUCUUUUUGAUGGAAAAAUUGCUUUUUGAUGACUGCCCUGAUGUGAGAGCUUCCGCUGUUGAGGGUGUUUGUCGUGUGUUAUGUCUAUAUUGGGAAAUUAUACCCCCCUCAAUAACUACAAAGAUGUUAACAAAACUGUUUGACGACUUGUCACAUGAUGUAUGCAGUAAUGUGAGGCUUUCAGUAUUGAAUGGGAUUUUGUACCUGCUUACUAAUGCACAGAGUCACGAAGUUUUAAAAGUACUACUUCCGAAAUUAGGUCAUGCAUUGCAGGAUCCUGUUCUUUCUGUAAGAGUGGCUGCAUGCGAUCUUCUAUUGGCUAUACGAGACGCUAGCUCUAUUCAAUUUUGCAAGGUGAUCGGUGUGGAGAUGCUGUUUCAUCAUCUUGCUAAUGAUCAUGCCCUUGUUGCUGAAAAGAUUACAAGGUUGCUAAUUCCAUCUUACUUCCCUUUACAAGUUCCUACAGAAGAGGCAUGUGCUAAGUGUUUGGAACUUAUUAAAAGGUCUCCUUGUUCUGGGGAAAAAUUUUGUGAGUAUGCUUUCUCACAAGGGUUAUGUUCCGAGUCCCUUCUGGAACUUGUUAGGUUUUUCUGUGCUUCUGCGCUGUCAUCCGAGGCUACUGAUUCUGGUGAUCGAGAAUGUUUAAUCAUUGCUGCUUCCAAGAUCUGCAUAAGUCUAUCAGGUGACCCAUCUCUUAAGAAAGCCAUUCACAAAGUGUUUCUGGGCAGAAAGUUUAAGGACUUUCUCAAGGCUGCAGUCACUCCACGUGCUCGUACAUCUGUUUUAAAUAUCGCCACUCUUUUUUCUCCACCUGAUGUAGUUGAAGCUCUUAAAUAUUGUGUCUCUCUAGUGAUGGAGGUUGCUGAUGUGUCUGAAAACUCGGAGAGGCAAGAUGAAGUACGGGUUGCCCAUCAGUUGAUUUUUUCAUGUGGAUUGUUUGAUGAAAUGUUUGGGGCUCUGGUGGAUCAGCUGCAACAAUUGGUUCCAGAGAACCUUUUCAAUUCUGAUCUUAAUACCACAAAAAGCUACGCAACUCAUACAAAGGGAAAGAAAGUAAAAUUGUCCAGAAAAGUUCCAUUCAAUUGGAAUUCAGUUAAAGUGAGGCCACCAUCAAAAUCCCACCAAAUUGCUGAAGUACCUGUUCUUGCAUCAUCUGCAGCUUGGCAGAUAAAGGAUCUGCUUGCUUCUAAGCAUACCCGAGUAGCAAUACUUGUUUCUCCUCUGCUUGAUUUAGCAUGCUCUGUUCUGAAAAUUAUUUCUCAAGUGGCUAUUGAGAGGUACCUUCAUUCUAAGCUGUUGGAGAUAUCAUGUGUUGAGGCAUACAUGGCUCUGACUUUGCACAUGGCUCUUGAAGACAAGAACACAACCGGUACCCACAAACAUAACAAAAAUGAAGAUUGUGAUUCUGACUCAACAUUGACAUCCUUGGGAGAGGGAGCGAGGAUAAGUCAUGCACUAAGUCAUUUGCUUGCAUGCUUGGAGAAGGCCUUCGUGGACUGGCAGGAUUCUGGCAGUUCAUGUCCUAGCGGCAGAAAGAAGAAGAAACGAGGCAAACUAUCCUGCAAAAUAAGGAAAAGAAAGCCAUUAGCUGAUGUAUCAAAUUUAGAGGAAGGUGCUGGAACAGAUCCAGUUCUCUCCAAGGAUAGAUCUUUAUCAAACAUAGCCAAGUUGGGUACUGCAAUUAUCAGGUUCAUUGUGGAUGCGACUGCCUUGAACCUUGUCUUCAAUGUCCAUGAGAAGUGCUUGCAGUUUGUGUCAGCAUAUCUUCACUUCCUAAAUUCAUUGCUUCGGAGGCAUUCUGGCCUGAACAAACAAUUCAAGGAUGACUAUCGGAAGGAGGUACUCCUUUAUAUCAGGUCCUCUUUCACCUAUGCUGCCAAGUUGCUCAAUCUGCUACUCUUGAAUUCCAGUAACCUGGUUCUACCGAAGGCAUCAUCUGUUGCUGGCGAACUGCUAGAUCUUAUUGCAACAACCGAGGUAAAACUAAGUUCAAGCUAUGCUGCACAGCUGGUCAAUCUAAUCAAAGGAUGGUUGCCAGAUCUUGUCCUGGCAUUGGUCUCAGAGUAUUAUGAGUUGGCUGAAGUGCAAAAUGAAAAAGUCCCGAACAUGGUUCCAAAUGGCAGCCAAGAUUUUCGUGUAUGGCUUGAGGUUGUUGCGAAGCUUGAGCUGAAGGAACAUUUUGAAGGUGAACACGAUGAGGAUGCCUUACACAGAGUGGACAUUGCUGGUUCAGAGGGUGCAUGCACAUUUAAGAAGCUAAUUUCUUUGUUGGUUGUUCUCUUAAAGAAAGGGGAUGCAAAAGUGUUGGAGGCAUUUAUUAUCAUCAUUAUGUCUAGCUUAAGAACAGUCCUGGAUAGGAAGGAAUAUGGCUUGGCACUGGGAUAUAUAUAUUUCUUAUGUGUAAAAUUGGACAACUGUGAAGAUGUGGUCAGGGGAGAGCACAGAUUGAUGUUGAGUUCCAUAAAGAAAUCAUACAACCAAAUAGAGAAUGAGCUGGAGAACUUAAGCCCUAGUCUGAAUGCAGAGCAAAAGCUACAGAGGGUAAAGGCUUGUCUUGAGUCCAUCUGUGUGUCUAGCAUAUUAUGAAAGAUCUCGUGUACGUAUAUGUUUACGGUUAAAAUUGGUCUUGUGGUUA
This is a messenger RNA of Nymphaea colorata (pocket water lily), 3841 nucleotides long. RefSeq lists its product as uncharacterized. Lineage: Eukaryota; Viridiplantae; Streptophyta; Magnoliopsida; Nymphaeales; Nymphaeaceae. Gene Ontology annotation, cellular component: nucleus; condensin complex. Gene Ontology annotation, biological process: mitotic sister chromatid segregation. The transcript is spliced from 5 exons. Bases 28 to 3792 code for a protein of 1254 amino acids. The record is from RefSeq and is a predicted model, not a curated record.